UGCCUAGCGAAAGUGCACGCCGAAUCGUAAUUAACAAUUAUCUAUUAAAAAUUUUGUGUAUUUGCCGCAAUGUCGAAAGACACAAACCCCAAGGAGGCGCAGAUAAAGUCCGCCUACGCUGACGUCAACAAGUACGGCAACAAUAGGGAAUACGAUAAGGCAAUAAAAGCUGUUAAUCGCAUACUUGGAGUAGCUCCAGACGACCAAACGGCCCUGCACUGCAAGGUUGUGUGCCUGGUGCAGUUGUCUAAGUUCGAGGAGGCUCAUAAGUUCAUCGAGAAAAAUCGUCUGACGUCGCUGAUUUUUGAGAAGUCAUACUGCGAAUAUCGUCUCAACAGACAGCAGCAGGCGCUUAAAACCAUCGAUGAUGGUAUUGUGCAGCCAUUGCCUCCCAACUUAAAGGAGUUGCGCACUCAAAUACUGUACCGCCUGGAGCGCUACGAAGAGUGUCUGGAUUCCUACAAGGACAUUAUCAAGAACACCAGCGAUGAGUACGAGGAUGAACGUCGCACCAAUCUAAGUGCGGUGGCUGCAAAUUUGGCAGUGGACAAGAACAAGGAUGUGCCCGAUGUGACAGAAGAUACGUACGAGCAGUACUUCAACAGCGCCUGCAUACAAUCGAAUCGUCAGAAAUAUCUCGAGGCUGAGCGAAAGCUGCGCACUAGCGAAAAAUUGUGCCGUGACUUUCUCGAAGAGGAAGGUGCCAGCGAAGAGGAGAUUCUCGAGGAACUGGAUGUCAUACGCGUUCAAUUGGCUUACUGCUUGCAGUUGCAGGGCAAGGUUAAGGAGGCUAGCACCAUUUAUGCUGAGUGCUUGCGUCACAAGCCCAAGGAUCCGGCUCUGGUAGCAGUAGCUAGUAAUAAUGCAGUGGUCAUCAAUAAAGAUCAAAACGUUUUCGAUUCGAAAAAGAAAAUUCGCGCCGCCAUGGCCGAAGCCUGCGAGCCAAAAUUGACUUCCCGUCAAAAGCAAGUGAUUGCCCUAAACAAUUGUCUGCUGGCCUUAUUCACCAAUGCUAGCGAUCAAGUGCAGCAGCUCAGUCAGAAAUUAUCGCAGAACUAUCCCCAGAUGGAGUUCGAGGCGCUUCUUAUCCGAUGCAGUCAACUUGCCAAGGAUAAAAAGCACAAAGAGGCCAUUGAUCAGCUGCAGAAAUUCGCGGCUUUACAUAAGUCACACGAGUUUGUCACUAAAUUUGCCAUCAUACAACUGCAGCUUCUGCAAGGCAAUCGUAAGGACGCCAUCGAAACACUGCUAUCACUGGGCGAGGCCAAAUACAAACCUGGCAUUGUUUCUGCUCUAGUCUCGCUCUACUUGGGAACGGACAAUAAACCUGCUGCAUCGGCAUUACUCAAAUCCGCUGUGGAUUGGUAUAAGCAGAACAAUGUAAGCAGCGGUGAUUUAUCGGAUAUGUGGCGUCAGGCCGCCGAGUUUCAUUUGCGUGGUGGUGCUUCGGAGACUGCCGCCAGCUCGCUGGAGGAGCUUCUAAAGCUUAAGCCCAAUGAUAUGAAGGUGUUGGCACAGUUGGUCAUUGCUUAUGCACAGUUCAAUCCGAAACGUGCUCUGGAAAUAAGUCGGAAGCUGCCCAAAUUAGAAACCCUGACAACUGCUUCGGAAAUCGAUGCACUUGAGGCGGCCAACUGGGUCAUGUCCACGAAGGCGGCCAAGAAAUCGGCCAGUGCAAAGAUUGAGCCUUCGCCAAGCACGCCAUUGGUAGAGAAGAAGAGCAAAAAUAGGAAACGCAAAGGCAAACUGCCCAAGAACUAUAAUGCAGAGGUGCCCCCAGAUCCAGAGCGCUGGCUUCCCAAAUAUGAGCGCACUGGUUUCCGCAAGAAGCGUGGUGGUGGACGCACCAAGGAUGUAAUCAAGGGGUCGCAGGGUAUGGCCACAGGAGCAGCGGAUCAAUACGACAUGUCAAAUCGCGCCAAUUUGAGCAAAAAUUCACCCGUCACACCCGUCUACCAGGAGCCAACACCCGGUCCCAGGCAACAGCAUCGCAAGGGCGGUCAUAAGAAGAAGAAGGGUGGGCGCUUUUAAGCAUUGUUGUAUUGUGGCUUUUUUUAUUUUAUAUCAAUUAUUAACAACUGGAUUUGCAUUUUAAACUGUGUAUUCUUAAGUUGAAUUUUGGAGUAAAACAAUGAAUGACAAAAUUA
Messenger RNA from Scaptodrosophila lebanonensis, 2147 nucleotides. RefSeq names its product signal recognition particle subunit SRP72 (gene Srp72). Lineage: Eukaryota; Metazoa; Arthropoda; Insecta; Diptera; Drosophilidae. Bases 70 to 2031 code for a protein of 653 amino acids. The transcript is spliced from 4 exons. The record is from RefSeq and is a predicted model, not a curated record. Gene Ontology annotation, cellular component: signal recognition particle, endoplasmic reticulum targeting. Gene Ontology annotation, molecular function: 7S RNA binding; protein binding; ribosome binding. Gene Ontology annotation, biological process: SRP-dependent cotranslational protein targeting to membrane.